Messenger RNA from Phymastichus coffea, 3668 nucleotides. It is a transcript of the gene cwo, whose product is annotated as transcription factor cwo. Bases 743 to 2107 code for a protein of 454 amino acids. Lineage: Eukaryota; Metazoa; Arthropoda; Insecta; Hymenoptera; Eulophidae. The transcript is spliced from 6 exons. Gene Ontology annotation, biological process: anterior/posterior pattern specification; regulation of circadian rhythm; regulation of neurogenesis. Gene Ontology annotation, cellular component: nucleus. Gene Ontology annotation, molecular function: DNA-binding transcription factor activity, RNA polymerase II-specific; protein dimerization activity; RNA polymerase II cis-regulatory region sequence-specific DNA binding. The record is from RefSeq and is a predicted model, not a curated record.
CUUCGUUCACGAUAACCGCAAGGCAGCUACACGUAGCUUCAUUUAUAAGCAUUUGUUUGCCUUGGAAAAAAAAUUCACGCACGCGAACCAAUCGCACGGGAACAAUAGUCCAAAACGAAAAAUCCGAUCUAAUCGUAAGGCAGGCAGCACCACCCACUUCGCACACUUUUAUUAUACGCGUAUGUGCGUGUAUGUCGCAACGUUCUCGCGUGUGUAGCGCGAAAGAAGACAGAAAGAGAGAGAGAGAGAGAGAGAGAGAGAGAGAGAGAGAGAGAGAGAGAGAGAGAAAAGGAGAGCGACUACGUGUCACGGGGCGCCGCGCCGCAGUCGCUACUCCUCUUCUGUCUUCGUUGUCAGUACGGAGUCGGCGACCGACGUGCUCUACCCACGCCUCUCCUCUCACUCUCUUUCUGUCUCUCUCUCUCUCUCUCUCUCUGUCUCUUUCUCUUUCUCUCUACUGUUAGUUAGCUUCGCUUUUUUCUCGCUUGUUUGGGGCGAGCCAAGUUCAAGUGUACUCUGCCACGACAGCUGCUGAUAUAAUUGGUCUUGCGCUUUCGGCGUAAGCAGAGUGUGCACUAUCGCAACAGCAGCAACGUGAGUGACAUUUGUGUAAUAAUAAAGAAAAACAGAACAAGUGCGUUCUUCGUACAGUGAUAAAGUGGUGCAUAUGUAGUGCGUGAGAAUCGUUACGCAAAAUAAAAACAACAAUAACGGUAAAAAGGGAGAGGUUCUAUGCGGCAACAUGAUGGAGACGCAGAACUACUGGGAGGACAACUCCGCUCACUCGAUGCAGGUGAAAUACGAAAGUUUGGAUGGUAGAUCAUGUAAAGACGAGAUAUACAGGAUGAGCCUUGGUGCCGGAUACUGUGAGGGCAAUCUCAAUUUCGCAACAGCCUCCGAGGAUGACGAAGUUUAUAUUAAGAAGAAAGUUUCCAGGCAAGAUCCAAUGUCUCAUAGAAUCAUCGAGAAACGCAGGCGAGAUCGCAUGAAUAAUUGCCUGGCCGAUCUUAGCAGACUCAUUCCCGCUGAAUAUCUGAAGAAAGGAAGGGGUCGCGUUGAGAAAACAGAAAUUAUCGAGAUGGCCAUUCGUCACAUGAAGUACUUGCAAGGUGUCAGGCAAGACACAAAACAUCACACACCAGUAUCGUCAGUGCACAAUGUACAUGGCGAGGACAGUGUCGACAGCGUGACGCACCCAUCAGUCUCGGCAGCAAGCGCAGCCGAACACUACAGGCUUGGCUACCAGGAGUGUCUCAGCGAAACAAUGCACUUCCUCGUCGAAGCCGAAGGUUUCUACGCCAGAGAUGCUCUAUGCGUUCAGUUAAUUAGCCAUCUUCAGCAGCAUUGCGAGAAAAUUCUCGCUACUAGCGACAGAUUGGGGUUUCCACAUCCAGUGGAUCUGCCAACAAGCAACGGCACAGCGUGCAACGGCGUCUCACCAUUCGCUCAUGUAAACGGUGGUUUACCAACCUCUACGUGCCCAACAAACAAUUCCAUUAGCAAUGGACUUGGUCUUCUCAACAAUAAUAACAACAAUAAUUCCUCGACUCUUAACGAUAAUUCAUCGUCUCAUCCACUAUUGCACAACGGCAACAGUAGUUCCGAUCGGUGUUCAAGUUCCGGCGUCUCGUCGUUCGACUCGACCGAAUCGACUCGACCGCAGCGUCCAUUGCUUAUACCACCACCAAGCCUCGUCAGUGAUGACAGUAAUCAUAGUACUCAUUCUCAAGUGUCCUGUCAUCAACCCAUGCAAUUGGACACGAAACCACCGACAAAUUAUAAAUUUAAAAAUUCCAUCAAACAGAGAUUUUCAGCAGAUCAAAGGAUAAAGACAUCGGCAUCGCCACCACCUUCAGCAAGUAGUUCCGAAGCAUCACCGAAACAUCAAGCAACAGUUACACAUCAAGGUGUUCCUAUUUUCGCGUUGCACGAUAAUGGUGGCUUCUACAUACCUCUGACAGUCGAAGCAUCGAUGCUGAGGCCGCAUAUGGGUUACACAGCGGAUCUUGGACCUGAAACUGUUUUACAUCCCGUUACGAUAUCUGUGAAUUUCAAUCAUUCGAUGCCACCCGCGUGGUCCCAUCAAAGUCCAACUCAUCAGAUUUAGUGAGAAGCGGAAUGUUGGUUUUUGUUGAUAAUCUGAUGUAUAGACUGUCUUGGCAAUGGUCGCUCAUUCUCGAAAAGUGUGUUUUUAGGAGGUCUUUUUAUUUGUUAGCCUGGUAUUCGUCAAUAGUAUUUUUGUAACCUCUAGCAUUUUUUUGUACAGGACGGAUCGCAUUAUAUUUUUUGUGUAUACUACGCGGAGAAUGAAAUUUUUUAAUCGCACACUGUGAAAGAAUAAAAAAGAUCUAAUCAAAAGUUACAAAGAAAAAUUAUAAAAAAGUGACGAAGUCUGCCGCAGCAUUUACCUAUUAUCGACUAUCGUGGAUUUAUGGUUUCUUUAUAUUCCAGAAUAUUGCGCAAAAUUUUUAUUCUUCUAUUGAAGUCGUUUCCGGAAUUUCGAGGUGAACAACUUGCGCAUUUUUUAAAAUGAAAUAAAAACUACUACACGGUUGGAAACAAACUAAAAAUAAAAAAGAAACGGUGAUUAUUAACGUGUUAUUUUCUCCAUUCAACGCUUUAUUUUUUGUCAUGUACUAUGUAGUAGCAGUUAUAAGAUGAGUAUUGUUGACUUUCUCGAAUUCAACUGGAUGAUAAUCAGUUUUUGUCCAAAAUUGUUAUGUCUAAUAGCUUUAUGAAUGUUAAAGACUUUUUUGAAUUUACGAAUGUAAGAGAUAUAUACGUAUACUAUUAACUUGUAAAUUUCGUUGAAUUGAUUGUGAAAAAAUAUUGAAAUGCUCCGUUUUUGAAAAAUUCUUUGAUCGUUUCCGACAUAGUUUAUGUAAAAACAAUAACGAUGCAUUUCAAAGCUCUUGUUAAACAUGCUUUCAAUUGCGUAUUAUUUUCCAACUGUGUAAAUUUGUGAUAUUAUAUUCGUCAUAUUAAUGAUGUAACAAAACAACACAAACUAAAAAUGGAAUCGUUAUUUGCGAGACAGCAAUCAAUUGUUUAUCUUAAAGAAAUAAAAAAAUAUAUGCUAACAAGUCAAGUUACGGUUUCACACGUUUAGGUUGUAAGUGAGAAAGAAAUAUAUCAGCCGGAAUUUCGGAUGCGCAAUAAUUAAGUUAUACAUUACGUAAAAAAUUAUAACAACAAAAUAUCAACAAAAAGAAAAGAGAUGCGUUAACCGUUAAGAUUGUAUAAUUGUUAAGUAUGUAAAAUAUAAUGAAGAAGAAAAAUAAAGCUGCAAAGCUGUCUACUCGUGUGGCACGAGUCGAAGGCUGACAGGCAGCGGGCCUCAGCAACACAAGACUGACCGAGACCUGCAUUACACUGAAGAGAAAACAUUAAACAUUUUCCUUCUAUAAGAUCACCCAUACACUGCAUUAACUAUAAUUUGUACAUACAUACCAUGCUUAGAUGUAUAAUACGAUGUUGAGAUAUGACUGUGAGAGGAAUAAAUUAUAUAUAUUUACCGUAUUGAGGAUCAAUGUUUUUUUUCAUUUCUACAUUCCUUUACAGUCAACAGUGCAAUUAAUUAUCUACUUUUAUGAAUUUUUUCUACUAGAUAUCUCUACGUAAUGAAUAUUUAAGUUGAAGUUUUAAUUGCACGAUCUAUAAGUAGUAUU